Molecule: messenger RNA, 2019 nt
Organism: Caretta caretta (loggerhead turtle)
Lineage: Eukaryota; Metazoa; Chordata; Testudines; Cheloniidae
Source: RefSeq, a predicted model, not a curated record
AUGGUAGCAACAGGCCGCGGCUUGGUGGAUGAUCUGCCGCGGCCUCCACGCUCCCCGCUGCUGGCUGAAGCUCCAGGGAGGGAACGAGGCCCCGGGAACCCCCUCCACAAACGGACCUGCUGUUCUGUGCUCUCUGCACGGUUUCCUGGGAAGGUGGCACUGGCUGCCCUGGGUGGGAUCCUGGCCUGGUCCUCCUCAAACCGAGCCGAAGGAGGAGGGAGACGCCGGGAGAGCCGGAGACCCGCUGCAGGGGCUGGGUUUGCACAAGCCGCGCAUCAGCAUCUCAUCGCCCCCAUGGAUUUCUUCUGCCGGAAGCGAGCGCGCUCAGACUCGCCGCCCAGGGCAGUGGUGCCGGUCAAGAGGCAUGGCUCCUGCCCGGUGGCCCAGAGACCCCAGCCGGCCAGGCCGGAGAGCCGCCCGGAGCUUGGCCCCUUCUUGGCCAGCCUCUUCCGCCCCAGGAGUGCCCAGAAGGGCCUUUCCGCAGCUCGCAGGGGGCGGUCCCGGGAUCCAGGCUCAGCAGCGGAGGAGAGGGUCCCGCUUCUGGUGGACAACUCCGAAGCAGAGCUGGCAGCCCUCAAGAGCACGGGCCCAGAGGAGCAGGUGGAGGAGCCCCCUAGCUCUGCAGGGCCAACGGGCCCCGCUGGCCUGCUGGAAAUGAGGACAAAGCAGCCCACCCCAAUCCCCGGGAGGAAGGUCCUGCAUGGCUCCCUGGAAGAUCUCUCCAAAGCCACAGCUAUGCAGAUGCCAAGUCCGGAGCGCAGACUGUUCCGCCGACCACUGGGGAAAGGAGCAAAGGACACGGACAAGCGGAGGAGGGAAUCUAAAUAUGUGCAAACCCAGCCUCUCUACCAAGACUACUGGAUGAAGCGCCUCAAGGCAGUGGAGCGCAAGCCCAAGGACCCAUCUUUCCGGGUGGACGCCAGCCUAUCCAUCGCUGGCAUCCUCUCCUCCUCCCUGCUCGGCGCAGCGUCGCAGAUCUCUUCCCGCGACUACAGCUCCUGCUUCUGGCAGGAGAUCCCAGAGGUGAAGAGCGGGCGGCUCCUGGAGAGUCUCACACCCCAGCAGCACCACCUGCAGGAGGCCAUGUUUGAGAUGAUCACAUCGGAGGCCUCCUACCUGUGCAGCCUCUCGGUGGCCAUGAGCCACUUCAAGGGAUCGCUGGCGCUGCGGGAGACGCUGACCAGGGCCGAGGUGCACCGGCUCUUCUCCAACCUGCAGCAGGUGAAGGACAUCAGUGAAAGGUUUCUCCUGGAUCUCAAGGAGCACAUGGACAAGGACGUCUUCCUGGCGGGGCUGGGGACCGUGGUCCUGAAGCACUGCCCCGCCUUCCACAGGGUCUACAUUCCCUACGUCACCAACCAGAUGUACCAGGAACAGCUCAUGCAGCAGCUGAUACGGGAGAACUGGCGCUUCCGGCAGGUCCUGAGGAAGCUGGAGGAGCAGCCGGUGUGCCAGCGGCAGCCCCUGAAAUCCUUCCUGGUGCUGCCCUUCCAGAGGAUCACCCGCCUGAAGAUCCUGCUGGAGAACAUCCUGAAGCUGGCUCCGGCAGACUCCGAGCUGGCCAGUUCCACCAGCGCGGCCCUGGCGGCAGUGGGAGAGAUCGUGUCAGAGUGCAACGAGAACGUGCGACGGAUGAAGCAGACGGAGGAGCUGGUGCUGCUGGAGAAGCAAGUCGAGUUUGUAAAGACAAAGUCCAUCCCACUCAUCAGCCGGGGCCGCUGGCUGGUCAGGGCAGGGGAGUUCUCCCAGGUCCUCAUCCAGGAGGUGGGCGUGGGGUACAAACCCCGCCUGAGCACCAAGCCCAUCCACCUGCACCUCCUCAGCGACCUGCUGCUCUUGUCCCGCCGGAGGGACGAUGGCAGGUUUUCCGUCAAGGAUUAUGCCCAGACCUGCCAUGUGAGAGCAGAGUUCCUCAGAGCCAAGCCGCUGGGGCUCCCUGACCCAACCUUCCUCCUGUGCCUCUCCCGCAACCACCGUGGGGCCAGCACCGAGUUCAUCCUCAAAGCAGCCAGCGAGUGA